UGCCACUCUCUCUCUCUAUGGUUAGCAAGUAGAAACCCUCGUACACUCAUUUUGUGGUCGUUUGGGGUUCAAUUUUUUGGGGUUUAAGGUAUGGCUUCGGAUCAAGAAACUGAUGACUCGUCCAACUCUUCGUCCUUGCCGAAGAACACCUAUAAGGAUCCAGAUGAUGGGCGCCAGCGGUUCUUACUUGAAUUGGAAUUCGUCCAGUGCCUCUCUAAUCCCACCUACAUCCACUAUUUGGCGCAGAAUCGUUAUUUUGAGGAUGAAGCUUUCAUUGGCUACCUAAAGUACCUUCAAUAUUGGCAACGGCCAGAGUACAUAAAAUAUAUAAUGUAUCCACAUUGCCUCUUCUUUCUUGAGCUUCUCCAAAAUGCAAACUUCCGCAAUGCAAUGGCGCAUCCGGGCAACAAGGAAUUGGCGCACAGGCAGCAGUUUUAUUUUUGGAAGAACUAUAGGAACAAUCGGUUGAAGCAUAUUUUACCCAGGCCCCUCCCAGAACCUGUCGCCGCACCCCCAGCUUCUGCCCCACCUCCACAGCCUGGGCUCUCUACAUCCGUUACUGUUCCUGCUACUUCUGCUUCUAUUCCUGUUCCUGCUGCUGCUCCAGCCCUCUCUCCAAUGCAGUUUGCCAUGGCCCCUGGAUCUGCUCUUGCAAAAAAUGACCCAAGGAGCAGUGGCGCUGAUCGAAGAAAGAGAAAAAAAGAUGCAUGAUUUGGAUUUUCAUCUAUGAGACACUUUAAGAUGGAUGGAAUAACUUAGUCAAGGUUAAUGUGCCUUACCAUCUCUGCUUUGAACCUGUUACUCAUUAGCAGCGUCCUUCAUGAUCACCACAAAGUCAUCCGAACUAAACCCAUGAUGAUGUUAAUCGCUCAUGCUUCCUGAGAAUGGGUAUCAGAAUUUUGACAUAUACAAGCAUGAAGUAAAAGUACAUAUACAUUGUCUGUUUUCUCACUAAAUUUACGGGAAGAUAUUGAUACUUACAAUUGUUUCAUCUUUUAAAUUCAUGAAAGGAUAUAAUUUUAGAGGAGGGCGAUGCGUAGCUCUCUAAAAUUCUGGAUAUUUCCGAUAUCACCCCUGUACAUUCAUACCUGAGUAGACCAUGGUAAUGAUUAAUUUUAUCUUUGAUUUGGAUUACUUACAUCUUUAUAUUUUAGACGUCUUACCACGUGUUAUAUAACAAGUACUUGAAUUUAUUUCUGGUAUGCGUGACGGUUUGUAUCUUAUCUGAUUGG
Messenger RNA from Ilex paraguariensis (yerba mate), 1232 nucleotides. NCBI's taxonomy places the organism in Eukaryota, Viridiplantae, Streptophyta, Magnoliopsida, Aquifoliales, Aquifoliaceae. The record is from the annotation of a GenBank genome assembly.